Molecule: messenger RNA, 7042 nt
Organism: Brassica rapa (field mustard)
Lineage: Eukaryota; Viridiplantae; Streptophyta; Magnoliopsida; Brassicales; Brassicaceae
Cellular component (GO): plasma membrane
Molecular function (GO): electron transfer activity
Source: RefSeq, a predicted model, not a curated record
AACAUUUUCGAAAACAAUUUUAUAAAUAAGUUCGAAUUUAAAAACAUAUAAUCUAAAACAAUAAAAAUUAUUUUUUUACUUUUUUUAAAUUUUUAAUUUUUUUAAAUAUCUAGGGUAUUAAGGUCAUUUUACCUAUUAAAUGAAAUAUUUGAUCAUUUUUCUCCUUGUGGUCUAUUUUUGUGAUCAAAACUUGAAAAUUGUCUAUUUAGGAGAAUUAUCCAAAACAAUAUCCUAAUGAAUUAGUCAAAGAAUUAAAAUAAAAGUAUAUCAGGCGUUUCAUAUAAUAUGGCACAUUUUUAAAAGUCUAAUUAUAUGAAACAAAGAAAUAACCAACACACAUUAACACGGAGUUCUGAUUGGGUUUUACUCUUUUUUUGCUAAAUUAUAAACUCUUUUUUUUUUCCUUUACACCUCUAGAUCAUUCAUAAGUAUAUUGGAUUAACCGAGUAAACAAAUGUUAGCAAUCAGAUUUUGACUUACCAAAUUUGUAAGUCUUUUUAAAACCAAAGAUAAUGAUUUUAUUUUACAAAUGUUCCUAUAUGAAUUGGUACCAUUUACUUUUUUUUCUUCUAAGAUUAGUAGACUGCAUAUGAAAUCUACAUUUAAUUUAUUUUUAGUCAGUCUUUUACAUUUUAGCAAACACAAAAGUAACCUAUUCAACGAAGUCAAAGUUUUGGUCAAAUGAAAAUCUUGCAUUUUAUAGACUUCUCGGGAAAUUUACAUAAUGUAGACUUCCGAUGAAGUCUACUAUAAAAGUCAAAAUUUUGGUCAAAUAAAAAAUUAACCUAUUUUACGUAGACUUCUUAGUAAGUUUACCCUUUUUUUUUGUUUUCAAAUAUAAAGACGUAGACUUCUAGGAAAGUCUGUGUUACAAAAGAAAAAGUUUGGUCUAUUGGAAAACUAAUGUGUGUGUGACAAGUAGACCACAUCGUAAGUCUAUACAUAUGCGUAGAGAUACAAACAGUCUACUAUUGUGACACAUAUCUGAAAAAUUACGAAAACCAUGUAAAAACUUUUUUCCGGUGUAAAGCUUGUUUUCAAUCUUUUCGACCAUCCAAACUCCAAAUAUGAACAAAAAGAAGCACAUUUGACGGUUCUUUAUUAAAAAAACUCGAAAAAUAUAAAGUUUGUGUUUAUGAAAAUGAAAGUUAUAAUAGUUUUUAGAUGAAUACUAUUACACAAUUAUGAUUCUUAUCAAUGCAUUUUAAAUCUAAUUCUUUAACUAGCUAAAUUAACUAAACAAUGAAACAAUUAAUAACAAUGUAAAAGAACAAUUAUAAACGUAUGGUAAUGACAUUGAGUUUUCUGAAAACAAUAAGAGGAAUUCCUUUGAAAUCGGAGACUGUUCAUAUGAAGUAUACAACAUAGUAGACUUUCGUUUCAAUCUACUUAUGUAGACUGUUAUAGACGUCUAAUCUUUGGGUUAGUUUUUGCAAUGACAAAAUUCGCGAAUUGUUUUUUGGAAUGACGUCUAAUCUUUGGGUUAUUUGAAAAAAAUUGUGAUUUAUACAAGUAGACUUUAUAGGUAGUCUACUUCAUAGACAGUCUUCAUUUUAAAAACGGUUAGUUUUGCAAUUUCUAGAAUUCACCCAGUAUUUGACUCUCAAUAGUAGAUUUCAUAUGCAGUCUACAUUUAAAAAUUUAAAAAAAGUUCAGUUUUGCAAUUGACCAAAUUUGACUUUCGACGAGUAUAUUUCAAUGGAAGUCUAUCAAGUUUACUUUCCAAUUUGACGGCUUAUUUUUGUGUUUGACUAAAAUAAAAUAAUAGACUUCAUAUACAAUAUACAGUUUUUCCUAAGAAUAGUAGAAACAUUUAUUAAUUUUUGGUCAAAUUUUUAACAUUUUAAUCAAAAACAAAACAUGUUUUUGUAGAGUAGACUUCAUAAGAAGUCUAAUAAAAGAGUCAAAGUUUUCGUUAAAUGCAAGAUUGACCUCUUGCAGAUUUCCACUACAGCCUGCUUGAUGCAGACUUUCGUUGAAGUCAACUAUUAAAAGUCAAAAGUUCGGUCAAAUGCAAAUCUAACCUUUUAGUUUUUCGUAAGUCUGCCAAAAACACAUUUUGUUCUCAAAGAUAAAGACGUAAAUUUCUAGUGAAGCUUGCGUCACAAACAAUAUAAAUUUUGUCAAUUGCAAAACUAAUAUAUUCGUUGAAAAUUAGAUCGCAUAAUAAGUCUACACAUAUACGUAGACAUACAAAAUAGUCUACUAUCGUGAGAUCUGAAUAUUGACGAAAACUGUUUAAAUAGUUACCCUUUUCGGUGUAAGCUCGUUUCCAACCUUUUCCACCGUCCAAACUCCAAAUUUGAGCAAAAGAAGUUGUUUUCACCAUUCUUUACUGAAGAAUCCCGAAAUAUGAAAUUUGUGUCUAUGAAAAAGAAAGUUAUGAGAGUUUUUGGAUGAAAGCGGAGAGGAUAUGAGAGGAAAUAAAGAUUUGUUGGUGUAGAAUGAGAAAAAAGUAGAUAGAAAAUGAAUGCUUGAACUUUAAGACCUCAAACAUGGUUGUUCAUGGUGGUUGAAAAAAUUGAUAAGAGUGUCAUUGUUGUAAAUAAGAAGAAAUGUUUAGAGUUUUUCGGGUUUUUUUCGAAAAUAAAAGGAAUUAAAUUAUAAUAGAAUUUUUGUAAAUAUUGAGAAAAGUCAAGGAGGGCAUGGGAAUGUUGUGGUAAAAUAUUGUUGACAUAAAAAUGGGGUUAGUUUUGUAUUUGACUUCAAUUUUGGGUCAUUUUUGUAAAAUCAUCUUAUUUUUAAAUCUAAUCAUAUAACUUUUAAUCAUAAAUUGAAUAAAAUAUCCUUAUAUAUAUAUAUAUAUAUAUAUAUAUAUAUAUAUAUGAAUGAAUGUACGCGUCCAACACGUACCCGCUUCCUAAUUUUUUUUAAAAAAAUUGCUUUUGAGCUUCCAUACAUUCUGAUUUCGCGUAACCGCUCGAUUCCGCGUACCCGCUCGAUUCCGCGUACCCGCUUUCGAUUCCAUGUAAUUCUUGAAAACACCCUUGAAAACACGGCCAAGACUCUAAAGCAUGUAUUGCAUAACUUACAACUAUCUAAGAAUUAGCUAACCUAAUAAACCAAAACUUUGAAUAAUUACAAAGUAUAUAUAUAUAGCCAGAGUAAUGAAAUUUUGCAAUAUCUUCGCCGUACUCACUUGAAUAUAAGCAUGCAUUCAAUUGGUGAACCAAUCAUGAGAAUGGAACAAAGUUUAGUAAAUAUAGUACAAUGUUGACACCGAAAUUGGAUCGCUAAUGACUAUCAUUCAUUGCUUUCCCAUUUACUGCGAUCAUCAUAAUCUUCAGCUAUAUAAAAGUAUGUUUUGCCCCAUGAAGUUCAUCCGUUCUUUCUUCUCAUUCAUAAGCUUUUUAAGAAAUAUACCUUUGAAAAUGGCUAACUCCUCUGUCCUCCUUGCCGAUUGAAGGCUGGCGGUUGUCCCUCCACCGUCGAUGUCCGCCUCCUUAGUUUUUGGGAAAUCAGGAAUGUGAAUUGCGGCGGCGAGCUGAUGGGGUUGACAUGCUCCUCCUUGAAGCUCAGAUAAAUCCACCAUCAAAAUCAUUAUGUAUUUGGGAGAUGAUAAUUGUUUUGUUUGUUGAUUCUGUUUCAUGUAUUGAUUAUUAUACUUUUAAACCUAACUUUUCUUUUAAUGGAGAUCCAUUUGUUCAUGUCUUCGUUAUAAAAAAAAACAAAUUCCAUAAGCUUCUGUUAUCUUAAAAUAAUUGGACAAUGAUUAUUGUUUUGUCUGUUGAUUCUGUUUCGCUUUAUUUGUAAUUUGUAAAUUCAUUAUCAAGCUUUUAAUCCAAACAUUCAGUUUAAGUGGGAUCCUUUGUAUAUUUCUUGAUUAUCAGAAAAUCUUCCCCGAAGUUUAUUAAUAUAGUUGAUGAUGAAAUUGGCAAUCUUUAUAUGUCUUAAAACAUUAUUUUGAGGAGUUAGAGGAAGAGUCCCCAAAGGACAACUCCAUCGUAGUGUAUGUGUUACUUGACGAGCUUCGCCGUAACCAACGAAGUUGAAAACACUGACUCUGACCAGACGUUAGGGUGACGACCAUUCGCAUUGACAAGAAGGCUUUCACCGUCAAAUAAACACCAGUCAUUGACUUACCGAUAGAUAUUGAAGCUGAGAUGAGAAGAUGAAUGCUUGAACUUAGGCAAACCAUGGACAUGUACAGCUCAGCGUCGAAAGAAGCACUUAAUACAAAAGAGCGGUUAGAAAUAUAGGUGUCAAGCAGGGAUAGUUGAUGAUGAGCAAGCUGCUCCGUCUAAAACUUUAUGACUCCCAUGUUUCUCUUGAAAAAUUAGCAUAAGCUGUGGAGAAUGUAAGAAGCUUGAAUAUUUGAGGAAGCUAGAAGUGCUGAAGCGACAGUCCUGGCUAUAUUCCAAAGAUGGAGAAGGCCAAGUCUAGAGCUACAAUGGAAGCAAGUGAGAAAGCGCAGAUGAUGGUGGAACUAGAAGGAAGCAAGCUGAAAUGAAAAAAGAAGAAGGAAAUCGCAAAAGAAAUACGGUUGUUUAAUUCUUUCGUACAUAACGAUGUCUGGUACAAAAGAUAAACUUGAUCACAACCCUACUGCCAUUAGUCUUGAAACCAGAUGCUGCUCAAGACAUCCUCACAUGGUUCUUCGCUUUCGUAUGUGUCCUGCAUAUGGUUAUUUGGUGUAUGAGUUCAUAGAAAAUGGAAAAUGGGAGCUUAGAGGAAAGGCUUUCAAAAUAAAUUACUUUACCUGAAAUACACGAUACAAUUACAAAUCAUUAAAAUAAUAUCAGAUAAAACUCACAUAACGUAAAAGAUUUUCCAUAACAUAUCUUCUCGACAAAUGACACCUGCUAACCUAAUAAAAUAAUCAGAACGUUGACACAUUUGAAAAGAAAUUCUUCCAAGCACACCUCUAAUUUAGUAUAUAAACAAUUAGAUCUAAUGACAAAUACUAAAAAUAAUGUUAUACUAUUAAUAAAGCUGAAUCCUUUAUUUUCCUGAGGAAAUUUCAUCAAGAGAAGUUGUCUAAAAAUUUAACACUAUAAUUUGUAGAAGUUUAUUAAGUAUUCCACAUUAAACCAAAUUUAUAGAUAAAAUAUAUAAUUAUCCAAAAAAAAUUGAUCAAUUUUUAAAAAAUCUAACAGAACAUUUGAGAUCAAUCUAAAAUAAUAUUUUGGCACAUAAUUAAUCCGAGAUUUUUGUACAAAAAUCUUAUUUUACUUAUUAUCAAAACUAUUACUGCAGUAGAAUAAACAAAAAAAUAUGUAAAACUAUUAUGUAUUCAUAAUCAUUUCUUAAAUAUUAAGAUAAACAUAAUAUAUUAUAAGAAUAACGAAACAUACACAAUGAAAACUAAUAUUACAUUAAAUUAAAGUAAGCUAAACAUUUUGAAAUAUUCGUUAACAUUAAUUAUAUAUUUACUGAACAUUUUGAAAUAUUAGUUGUUUAAAAUUUAUAUUUGCAAAAGAGGUGAAUCUAAGUUGAAAAAGGAUUUUUUUUUUUUUUUGUCAUCAAGUUGAAAAAGGAAUUAAAAAAGGAAAUAUAUUCAAAAAUAACAAAUUCAGCUUAAUGAAAAUCAAACACAAGCCUAAUUAGAAAAUGAUCCGAGAGAUCUUUGAAAAAAAGAAAAAGAAAACAUACAUAUCAUAACACAAACGGGAUUAUAAUUAAAUAAAGUGGUAAGUAAAAUCCUUAAGCUGUAAGAAUUAGGUUCCGUAAAAGGUGUUAUAAAAAGAGAGUUAGGGUCUUGUUUUUUCUUACUCAAAUACUCAUCAUCAAAGUUCUCUGAUAAUUCUAUUAAUAAUGGCGACAACCACAAGAAUGUUCUGCUUCGUGCUCGUGAUGGAUCUAAUGGGAUGUUGUUGCUCGGCAAAAAUCUACAAAGUGGGAGACUCGAAGGGAUGGACGACAGCGAAGCACGGUAGCUAUUAUGAAUGGGCCAAGCGUAAGGAAUUCCAAGUGGGGGAUUCUCUGAUGUUUGAAUACGAUGGCAACGUCAACGACGUCACUCAAGUUUCCACUCGUUUGGAAUACCAAUUCUGCAACUCCCUUUCUCCUAAAGCUGUCUACAACACAGGGCACGAUCUCGUGACUCUCACGGAACAAGGUUAUCACUUCUUCAUCACCUCAAAUCGUUCUCAAUGCGUAGCCGGACAGAAACUCGUCGUUUUUGUCGUCCAUGACCAUCCUAUGAUUCCUCCACCACCGAGAAAGAUCCUUCCAUUUGGAAAAGAUUACAAGGUCGGUGACUCCAACGAAUGGACGGUUCCUGAAGAGAGUGACUUCUAUUCCAAGUGGAGUGAGGAGAAACAGUUUCAUGUGGGAGACAAUCUUCUUUUCUACUACAACGACCAAGUCGAUGACGUCCUAGAAAUCAACAGUGAUCUUGAGUUUAAAUUUUGCGACACUACUUCUCCUGUUGCCGUGCACAAUGCGGGACAAGAUCUCAUAAGGCUAACGAAACCAGGAAUCCGCUAUUUUAUUACCUCAAAGAUUGGUCAUUGUGAGGCUGGGCUUAAGGUUCGAGUUGUGGUGCGACCACUAUCCAAAAGUGUUCCGAAGAAGAUGCAGUUGUCACCUUUCGACCGUCUCAUCAAGUGGCUACACGAUUCCUUCACACCCCACCCCCAUCACUAAGAUUUCGUUUCUUUUUUUUUUUUUUGUUUGAGCUUAGCUUCGUAGUAUUUUUUUUUCUCACUCGUUUUUGUUCUUUAUUUUAUUUUCCAAAUAGUGUGGGUUUCUACUUAUUCCUAUCAUUGUGGAGAGACUUGAUUCAAUAAAAAUAAUUUUCCUUAACCCUAGCUGUAUACACAUAAUAGACUCAAUCACUCCACCUCCAUGGAAAAUAAAGAAAUUGAACAAAGACGAGAGAAAACAAAAACAAUACGGAAAUAUCCUAGAAUAUCACUAAAAAGUUUAUGUCACAAAUAUAGAUUCUAAUAAAUAAAACGAUCAAAAUAUUUUAUUAAAAAGAUAAAUAUACACUUAUAUCCUAGGGUUAACUAAUCCAAAUUUUAAAAUUUAGGGUUAAGGGGUAGGAAUUAGAAAUUGAGAAUUAAAAUUUUAUAAAAUAAAAAAAUUGAAAAACUGA